This is a messenger RNA of Zeugodacus cucurbitae (melon fly), 718 nucleotides long. RefSeq lists its product as uncharacterized. Lineage: Eukaryota; Metazoa; Arthropoda; Insecta; Diptera; Tephritidae. The record is from RefSeq and is a predicted model, not a curated record. Bases 174 to 482 code for a protein of 102 amino acids. The transcript has 2 exons.
AAAUGUUAGAUAUAUUAAACACAACUAAACUUAUUAAACAUAUCUAUCAGUUGUCCGCGGUUUUUGAUUUGUACGCGCGCGUUUAUAAUUAAUGCUAAACUUUUUCGAAAAGUGUUAUUAAUUCGGUUUUGAGUAAAUUUAUAAUAAAAUAAGUUAUACCAGAUAAUAGCACAAUGAAUACUUAUAUAGAACAGGCAAUGGAGAAAAUCACGGAUUUGCAACAGCAAACUCACUUUUGUAUCAAUAACUACGAUUAUUACCAUAAAAAUAAUGAAUCAGAAAUUUGUCGUCAAAAAGAAAAACAACUACGUGUUAGUGGAAUGUAUCUAAAAGAAUUUCUUAAUACGCUUGAAGCAUUUCAGAACACUAUUCAAGACAUCACAAGUCAAUGCGACGAAGUGGAUGCAAUUCUGGAAAAGUGCAAUUCACAGAAAGGUAAAAAGGAUGUAGAGGAGACGGAUAGCAACAAAGAGAAUGUUUAGAUAUGUACAUAAUACCAGUACUAGUUCUAAUUUGCCAUAAGCAUUUGAUAAUAUGAUAUUUAAUAACUAUAAUACUAGAUAUUUUUACACUAUAAUUAGCUAUUAUAUAAUGAUAAGGAUUUUGAAAAAAUAAAAAUAACGGAAACAUAAACAUUUUGAAACUAUAGACGCGUACACAUACGCUUUUAAGAUACUACAUUUGCUCUAACAGCGUAAAAAUUAAUAUGGGGUAUGUG